GUUGAGGCAGACCCUGAGCUGGGGCAGGCCAUCCUGCCCCCACAUUCCCCAGGUCUCAUGAAGGACCUUUUUUAUUCAUGUGAGCUUUCUGCUGUGUUCCAGGUUGAGGCAGACCCUGAGCUGGGGACUGAGCAGGAAGUAUUCGCUGCUGUGGAAGGUCCUAGCACCGAGGAGAUGCCUUCAGACACAAAGUCUCCAAAAGUCUUGGAAACACAGAUGGAUGCCCACCAGGGGCUGCUGGGGAUGGACCACCCAGGUGAGAUGGUGGACUUUGUGGUGGCUGAGAGCACUGAGGACCUUAAGGCCCUGAGCAGUGAGGAGGAAGAGGAAAUGGGGGCUGUCCCGGAGCCUGAGAGCCUCCUGCCCCCCUCUGUGCUGGACCAGGCCAGCGUCAUUGCUGAACGGUUCGUCAGCAGCUUCUCUCGGCGGAGCAGCUUGGCACUGGAGGAUGGCAAGUCCGGUGGCUUUGGGACCCCGCUGCGGGUCAGUCGGAGUAGUAGUGUGCUCAGCCUGGAGGGCAGUGAGAAAGGCCCAGCCUGGCCCGGCAGCACCACAGACUCCCUCAGCAUUCAGCUCCCCCCAGAAGUGGACAUCAGCAUGGGGGUGGCCACAGAGAGUGGCCCUUCUGUUAAUGGGACAGAGCCCCCAAGCCCAGGCUGCCUGGUGGAGCCCAACAGGUCUUCCUGCAAGAAGAAGGAAUCUCUGCUCUCCACCCGAGACCGGCAGUUACUGGACAAAAUUAAGAGCUACUAUGAAAACGCAGAACACCAUGAUGCAGGCUUUAGUGUCCGGCGCCGGGAGAGCCUCUCCUACAUCCCCAAGGGACUGGUGAGAAACUCGGUCUCCAGGUUCAACAGCCUGCCCAGGCCAGACCCGGAGCCGAAGGCUCCAGUGGAGCACAAGAGACAGGUGGGCUCCCGGCCAGCUUCGUGGGCCCUGUUUGACCUCCCAGGACCACGCCAGGCAGACCCAGGGGACCCAGCUCCCAUCACAGAUGCUGAGUUCCGCCCUUCUUCGGAAAUUGUGAAGAUCUGGGAGGGAAUGGAGUCUUCUGGGGGAAGCCCUCGGAAGGGGCCAGGUCAAGGCCAGGCCAAUGGCUUUGACCUGCAUGAGCCACUCUUCAUCCUGGAGGAUCACGAGCUGGGGGCCAUCACAGAGGAGUCGGCCACCGCCUCCCCAGAAAGCGCCUCCCCCACCGAGCGGCCCAGCCCAGCCCACCUGGCCCGGGAGCUGAAAGAGCUGGUAAAGGAGCUGAGCAGCGGUGCCCAGGGGGAGCUGGUGGCCCCGCUGCACCCCCGCAUCGUGCAGCUCUCCCACGUGAUGGACAGCCAUGUGAGUGAGCGCGUCAAGAACAGGGUCUACCAGCUGGCCCGCCAAUACAGCCUCCGCAUCAAGAGCAACAAGUCGGGGAUGGCCAGGCCACCACUGCAGUGGGAAAAGGAGGCUCCCGAGAGGGACCGGAAGAGCCUUACCACUCCCUGCCUACAGGAGGCUGGAGAGCCACCAAGUGGCAAAGGCAGGAGAAAGCCAGUGCUGUCCCUCCUCACCUAUGAGCAGCUGAUGGUCCAGGAGCACAGCCCCCAUAAGCUCUCCUCAGCUGGGGACAUCUCGCCACGGCGUUUCUCCUUUAGCCCUUCUGCUACCAGCCCGAGGACCACCUCGCCUGGGGCCCGGUCCCGCACCCGAAGUCCGCUCAGCCCCCUUGACACUGAGACCUUCAACUGGCCUGACGUCCGGGAGCUCUGCUCCAAGUACGCCUCCCAGGAUGAGGUGCUGCCGGCCAAGGCCAGCCGGCCCCGUGGCCCACCUGUCAAUCGGAGCCGCUCGGUGCCUGAGAACAUGGUGGAGCCUCCUCUUUCAGGCAGGGUGAGCCGCUGCUGCAGCCUGAGCACCAAAAGGGGCCAGGGAGGCAGAGAGGCUGCACAGCCCCAGCCUCCCGGGUCGCUGCCCCAAAGCGGGCUGGUCGGAGGCGAGACCCUGUAUGUCACUGCAGACCUCACCCUGGAGGAUGACCGGCGGGUGAUCAUCAUGGAGAAGAGGCCUCUGCCAGGCCCCACAGUGGGGCUGGAGGAGAAGGGCAGUGGGCAGGGACCAGGCUUGCAGGAGGCCCUGGCUGGGCAAAGCCAAGAUUCCCAGGAGUCUUCAGAAUUUCGGCUGAAGGAAGAGGGUCCCAAGGACCCAGCAGACCUGAGCCAGCAGGGCAGAGUGAGAAACCUGAGGGACAGGUUCCAGACCUUGAACUCUAUAGGUUGACUCUGCCUCCUGGGGGAAGGAUGAGCCAUGUUGGGGGAUGAGGAGGAGCCCGGCCUAGCUCCCCAAAACUUGGGCUCAUGUGACCCUUUGCCCGAGGCCCUCAGGAAGGCCACUCCCACUCUCCUGGAAGAAUGCUCCACUGUGCAGGUGGACUCACCUGCCUGUGUCAUGUGCUGGCACUCCCCUGGGGCUUGUGACAAUUUUAUGUAGGCCCAGAUGAGCCCCUCUUCUCCUCUGAGGCCAGUGUGGCCACUUUCCUUGUAAAUAGUUCUUUUCUGGUAAGAAGCCAAAUAUUUAAGCUCACCUCUUCCCAGGGGGAGCAAGCACUGCUCAGGCCUCCAGCACUGGGUGGCCACUGCCAGACUGAGUGGCCCACCCCGGGAGACGCGUGGAGUGGCCUGGGGAGGCUUUGCUCUUGAACUGUGCCUUUUCUUAGGCUCCAGGCAGGAACAAGGCUGAUAAUUUAUUGCUUUCCAUUCUGUGGUGUGUGUGUGUGUGUGUGUGUGUGCGCGUGCGUGUGAGUAUGUGUCCUCCUGUUGUUCCCCUCCCAGGAAGAAUGCGAUGGACCGAGUUCAGGUACUUUUUAGGGUUGCCUUGCUGACCCUGUGGUUGUCGCUAAUGUACACACAUUUCAUUAUUUGCCCAUGGUGCAAUAACCACUGCUGACCAACUGA
This is a messenger RNA of Galeopterus variegatus (Sunda flying lemur), 2927 nucleotides long. RefSeq names its product pleckstrin homology domain-containing family G member 3-like. The annotation marks the transcript as partial. The transcript is spliced from 3 exons. The record is from RefSeq and is a predicted model, not a curated record. NCBI's taxonomy places the organism in Eukaryota, Metazoa, Chordata, Mammalia, Dermoptera, Cynocephalidae.